AUGGCCGGCAUGGUUGCAGACCCCUUUCCCCACGAAGCAUAUGCCCAUUUCGUCGAUGAUGUGCUGGUUAAACACCCCAGAGAGGUGGCGAAAAUCGUGGGGCCUAUAGUGGGGCCAGUUGCACGCGAAGUUGACGAGGCUUUGACCAUUCUCGCCCUUGUUCCUGGUACUUGGCCGUACGUGGCAGCUAUGAAAGCUCUAUCCCUCUCCGCGCGCGGUUGCCGGGGCUUAUAUCGAUACCUCAUUCGGUCUUCCGAGUCCAUGGGGUACACACCAGACGAAGACCUUGAAGCUAUUGCUAGCCGCAUGACCGUGGAAAUAAUGACAAGAACCACAUUGAUAACGAUAGCUGUCGAUACUUCAAACGCUUCUCUCCCAGAGACACUCGUGGCCGGUGCUAGCCUCCCAUGUCCGAACUUAGGAAUAGACAGCAGCAGCAGCAACAACAUCGCAGUGAGCCGCAUCGAGAACUCCCAAGCCGCCCACGGCAUUUGCAAUCCAAUUGUCAACCAUGUGAGAAUCCACGGACCCCAAAUCGUCCAAGCCACACAAGUGGCUCAGGUGAUCAAAGAACUGAAUUAUAUUUCCACCGAGCUCCGCGACGGAUAUGCAAAAUACCGACGACGAUUGACGGCAGAGUUGGACUAUGGCAAGGACAUUGUUUUCCACGUGCUGGUCCCAUCUUGGUACAAACUAUGCAUCCGUGAGCCGUUGCAUUUCCCAGCUGACCUGUAUCCACUUCGAAUCGAGGGCGAACUCUAUCAUGGCAAAAUGGUCGUCGAGAUGAACCUCCCCGCUGCACCCCCGCUGCACCCCCGGGGCUCCUUCCUCGAUCCUGGACACUGGGAUACAAUAGCUGCAGGUGCCGCACUUGUCACAACAAUGCCCAGCAGUGGGGUGGGGUGCCAUCGGUGCUUGUCUCGCUCUGGGCGUGAGCGUGGGCGCGGGCGCUCUAACAGGGCUUGGGGCAUUGGUUGCAGUUCCGAUCUGGUUUGCGACUGCGCCGAAAGCCAUCGAAAUAACACAUUCUGUGAUAUGUCCAGCUGUCUACGAUACGCUCCGUGA
Molecule: messenger RNA, 1065 nt
Organism: Aspergillus fijiensis CBS 313.89
Lineage: Eukaryota; Fungi; Ascomycota; Eurotiomycetes; Eurotiales; Aspergillaceae
Exons: 3
Coding region: 1-1065 (354 amino acids)
Source: RefSeq, a predicted model, not a curated record